Molecule: messenger RNA, 1951 nt
Organism: Asterias rubens (European starfish)
Lineage: Eukaryota; Metazoa; Echinodermata; Asteroidea; Forcipulatida; Asteriidae
Product: neurofilament heavy polypeptide-like
Exons: 9
Coding region: 116-1951 (611 amino acids)
Source: RefSeq, a predicted model, not a curated record
ACUUGUUGUAUGGCAAAAUAAAUCGCCAGCUGUGACUAUUUUGGAAGUAUUUUAUCGAGUUCUUCGGCCAAAUGUGCCCUGUUUUAAUCCAGUUUAGGUGACAUUUUAUCCCAACAUGGAGGGGACGGAAGUUCAGCCGUUGUUUAUCUACAUUCCAGUUAUUGGUGUCGUUUUGUUUGUCGUUCUUGUGUUCGCUUGUGGCUUCCGAAGUUCAACUGAACCUCCGAGUUCUAUGUUCGAAGACGAAAAUGAGAAAAGAAACAAACGUGGCAGGCGAAAGAAAGUAUUAUCAACAUCAGAGUUAAAACCCAGCACCAAUGGCCAUGUCAAGCUGCCGUCGUCAGAUAGCCCGAGAGAAGUCAAAGCUCAAAAGGUAGAGCAAGAUGGUGAGACUGCUCCCAAAGUCUCGCCUAAGAAAGAGAAGUCGUUGAAGAGCAAGAGCGGUGGUGGGAAGGAGGAGGAGAUUAUAAAGAAGGUGGCGAAUGGUGGAGCAAAGGAUCGAGAAAAGGAUGAAGGUGAUGCCUGGAUAACAGUCACAGCUCCCCGUAAAGAUAAGAAGACCAACAAACAGACUGCUGUUCAAAACGGAGUGCCAGCCAAACCAAGCAACAAAUCACCCAAGGUAUCUCCCAAAGGAGGUGAGAAGGCUUCACAGAAGGUGAAGAAAGAGGAGACAGCUAAGACUCAAGGAAGCAAGGAGACAGUGCCAAAGCAGAAGGGCUCUCCUAAAAAGGUUGUUGAGGAUGUUGUCAAGGCUUCUUCCAUUUCGACUCAGUCGGCCAAAGCCCCAGAGUCUCCCGUUGAUAAAGGCAAGAAGAGAAAGAAGAAGGGUCAACAUGAAGGUGGGGAAACAACCAAUCAAACAGCAGACAACACAACAGGCUUGACCAAUGGGAGUGUGGAGGAUUCAAAACUGACCAAUCAGAAGAAGGAAGGUGGAGAGGCAGAGGAUGCUUUUACUCCCGGGAAAUCCAGAAAGAACAAGAAGAAACAGAAGACUUCACAAGAAGAAACCACAAUAAAGACAACUCCAGUAGACAAUAAGACUCAGAAAUCUAAGACUUCAAGUCCAGAGAGCAGUCCAGCCAAAUCAUCCAAGAAGUCUCCAGGAGGCAAGCCAGUGUCUCCUUCUCAGAAUAAAUCAACCACGAAUGCACCAGUGGAAGGGUCUUCAUCCAAGUCAAGCAAGGUUGACGACGCUAAGAUGUCCUCACCAUCAAAGGGUCAGAAGAACACCAAGAAAGAAAACUCCAAUCCAGCCAAAUCAGAUUCUAAACCAUUAAAAGACAAGAAAAGCAAAGAGAAAGCCAACAGUUCGGCAACAUCCAGCCUUGAUACCAGCCCAGCCAAAUCUAAGUCUUCAAGUGAUAGCAGUCCUUCUAAGUCCAAUAAGAAGUCAGGUGGUGAAAAGACUUCUACUCAACAGAAGAAACCAGAUGAGAAACCUCUUCCUGAUUCGUCUAAAUCAAAGAAGAGUACUUCCUCAGAGGUUGCUGGUGACGCCAAAAGCAAGUCAAAAAAGAAAUCCAAGAAAGAGUCGGCCCCAGCUUCACCCACACCACCUUCCAAACAGCCAGCGACCCCAGAAGCUGUUAAGACAAUCGAUGUUCAAGUUGAGAGCGUUGACGUUAAAACAAAUGGAAAGAAGAACAAAAGGAAAGGAGGUGGCGAGACUAAAGGCAAACCAAUUGAUACAGUUAACAAAGCUUCACAUUCCGUGCCGCCAGCCAAUGCCAAAGAUGUUUCCAGUGCCACAACCCCUGACAGAGGUGGUGAUAAACCUCCAUCGGGGUCCCCUACCCGUAAACCUGAUAAAGAGCCAACCACGGUGGCUGCUCCCAAAGAAUCGGUGGCUGCUCCCAAAGAAUCAGUGCCUGAAGUUGAAGAUAGUGGUAAAUGGGUUGAAGCCAAACCGGUGAAGAAACGCAAGAAGGUGCGUCGAGACCUGUGA